This is a messenger RNA of Echinops telfairi (small Madagascar hedgehog), 1341 nucleotides long. RefSeq names its product sialic acid-binding Ig-like lectin 6. Gene Ontology annotation, molecular function: sialic acid binding. Gene Ontology annotation, biological process: cell adhesion. The transcript has 7 exons. The record is from RefSeq and is a predicted model, not a curated record. Lineage: Eukaryota; Metazoa; Chordata; Mammalia; Afrosoricida; Tenrecidae. Gene Ontology annotation, cellular component: plasma membrane. Bases 29 to 1288 code for a protein of 419 amino acids.
ACUCUUCAUAGUCUCAAGUUGACACCAGAUGAUGUCACUACCAGAGCCCAUUCUCAAGAGAACAAGGAGACACUCCAGCAAGCAGACGGUCUCUCUCUGGGGGGCCGGGAUGCUGCCGACACUGCUGCUGCUGCUGCCUCUGCUGUGGAGAGGGACUCUGGCUCAGAAUCGGAUACCUCAGCUGGAACUACAGGAAUCUGUGAUCCUGCAGGAGGGUCUGUGUGUCCUUGUGCUGUGCAAAUUUUCUCCUCCCUGGCCUCACUAUUUACCUGCCUCAAACCUGUAUUGGUUCCAGAAAGAGGCACAUGGAAAGUAUGGUCUUCCAGUGGCCACAAACAAAGAAGGAGCGAAGCUGAAGAAGGGAGCUCAGGGAAGAUUCCUUCUCCUUGGGGACCCCUGGAACAAUUGCUCCCUGACCAUCAGAGACGCCAACAUGGCAGACAGUGGGACAUAUGUUUUUCAUGUGAAAAGACACCAUAGGGAACACACAUAUGAAGACAAGUUGCUCUCAGUGAAGGUGACAGCCUUGUCUCAGUUACCCAACAUCCAAGUCCCAGACAUCCUGGAGUCUGGCAACCCCAGGAACCUGUCCUGUACUGUGGCCUGGGCCUGUGAGCAGGGGACACCCCCCAUCUUCUCCUGGAACUCAGCUGCCCUGACCUCUGUGGGCCCCAGAACCCACUUAUCCUCAGUGCUCACCAUCUCCCCCAGACCCCAGGACCACGGCACCAGCCUCACCUGUCAGGUGACCUUCCCUGCAGUUGACGUGACCAUUAAGAGGACUGUCCGGCUCAAUGUCUCCUCCCUCAAGACCCUGGAAAACGCCUCAUCUGUUACCGUUCUAGAAGGCCAGUACCUGCGUCUGCAUUGCGUUGCAGACAGUAAUCCCCCUGCACGGCUGAGCUGGUUCCGGGGUUUUCCAAGCGCGGACACCUCCCCCAUCUCCACUGGAUAUGCGGAGCUGUCUCAAGUAGUGACUGGGGAAGGGAGAGUGUUCACUUGCCAAGCUCAAAACCAUCUGGGCAGCCAGCAGGUUUUUCUGAAUGUCUCUAUUUAUUGUGAGUUUGGGGGCACCUUGGGCAAAGGCUCCAUGGAAUUAGAGAGGCUGGUAGAGGGGCACCAGCACCCAUUUGCAACCAACGUUGCUUCAGACGGCCCAGCCCCGGCUGUAACAGACCGCCUCUCCACAGAGGAAGAGGCGCUCCACUACGCGUCCAUCAGCUUUGACAGGCUGAAGCGAAAGGAGCGGGAGGACACUGACUACUCAGAGAUAAGGGCACCCAAAUGAGGAACUGCCCAAAGCCACAGCCCUGGGUGGAAAGUACAUGGCCUCCCUCAGCU